This is a messenger RNA of Clonostachys rhizophaga, 699 nucleotides long. The record is from the annotation of a GenBank genome assembly. Lineage: Eukaryota; Fungi; Ascomycota; Sordariomycetes; Hypocreales; Bionectriaceae.
AUGACUACCAAUAAAGUCCUUGUGCUUGGUGCUACCGGCCCUUCAGGCAUCAGUCUCCUCCGAGAGCUGCUCUAUCGCAAGUAUAGCACUGUUGCCUAUGUUCGCAGCCCUUCCAAAAUACCGGACGACAUUUCGUCGAAUUCUCUGCUCACUGUCAUUAAGGGAGCCAUGGAUGACAGAGAGGCUUUCACGAAAGCACUGUCUGGUGUCGAUGUUGUUCUUUCUUUACUUGGGCCGACGUUUGGCUCUCCCAUAUCCCCCUUCGAGGAUUACUACCGGGAUGUGGUAUUUCCCGCCAUGCGCGAUAACAACGUCAAGCGUAUUAUCGCCUCCUCAACCGUCUCUGCACCAGAUCCCAAGGAUUCUUUCGUCUUUCGCGUCACUUUAAUGAAACUCCUCGUUAGGGUGCUCGCCCCUGGUGCGAUACCAUCUAUUCAGGCAACCGCCAAAGUAUUCCAAGAGGAAGCGACGGACCUUGAAUGGACUUUAUUCCGCUUUCAAAACAUUGUGGGCCAGACGGAUGAAGAUAGCUGGAAAAAAGAUCGGGAGGGCGUCAUCCACGCUGGAUAUCUUGGUGACUCCAAAAUCGCUGGUUGGAGCAAUCGCAAUGCGAUUGCACGAUGGGUGGUUGAUCUUACUGAGAACGGACAGAGUGAAUGGGAUAAACAGAUGCCUGCUGUGGGCCAAACCAGUGGGUGA